Molecule: messenger RNA, 1354 nt
Organism: Heterobasidion irregulare TC 32-1
Lineage: Eukaryota; Fungi; Basidiomycota; Agaricomycetes; Russulales; Bondarzewiaceae
Exons: 10
Coding region: 18-1271 (417 amino acids)
Biological process (GO): tricarboxylic acid cycle; succinyl-CoA metabolic process
Cellular component (GO): succinate-CoA ligase complex; mitochondrion
Molecular function (GO): ATP binding; succinate-CoA ligase (ADP-forming) activity
Source: RefSeq, a predicted model, not a curated record
CUGCCGUAUUGUCCCACAUGCUUGCUUCACUCAGGAAAGCAGGUUCUUUCACCCGCGCUGUGUCUGCGGGCCAGAGGCGCUUCCUCUCCAUCCAUGAAUACCAGUCCGUAAAUCUCCUCAAUUCGUACGACAUACCCACACCGAAAAGCAUCGCUGCGAAAACACCACAGGAAGCUUUCGAAGCUGCUCGGGUCUUUGGAAAGGAUGGGUCUGUCAUCAAGGCGCAGGUGUUGGCUGGCGGCCGGGGGAAGGGAAAGUUCGAUAAUGGUCUUCAGGGAGGUGUGCACAAAGUUGAAUCCCCUGAGCAAGCUAGGGAUUAUGCUUCCAAGAUGCUCGGUGCCAAAUUGAUUACAAAACAAACUGGUGCUGGAGGCCGAGUCUGUAAUGCUGUAAUGCUCGCGGAACGCCGUGAUCCCGCGCACGAGUACUACGUCGCACUUCUCAACGAUCGUGUUUCUCAAAACGUUGUCCUCGUGGCGUCUGCACAAGGUGGUAUGAAUAUCGAAGAAGUCGCGGCGAAGGAUCCCGAUGCCAUCAUUACCACACCCAUACCUCUCGCGACGGGUCUCAGCAAGGAGUCUGCCCUUGAAGUUGCCAACAAGCUGGGUUUCAAAACCCCUGAGGCCAAGCAAGAAGCAGCUGAUAUCUUCGUCAACCUGUAUAAGAUCUAUAAGGACAAGGAUGCCACGCAGAUUGAGAUUAACCCUCUUGCUGAGACCACGGACGGACAUGUGUUAUGUAUGGAUGCCAAGUUCGGCUUCGAUGACAAUGCGGAGUUCCGUCAGGGGGAUAUCUUUGCGCUUCGUGAUAUCUCGCAGGAAGAACCCUCUGAGGUCGAAGCUCAGAAGGCUAAUCUGAACUUCAUCAAGCUCGAUGGCAAUAUUGGCUGCUUGGUUAACGGUGCAGGCCUUGCGAUGGCCACAAUGGACGUCCUCGCAUUGCACGGUGGCCAACCCGCAAAUUUCCUGGACGUUGGAGGGGGUGCGACCCCAGAGACCGUCAAGAAGGCGUUCGAGAUUCUCCUCUCUGAUCCCAAAGUCAAGAGCAUCUUCAUCAACAUUUUCGGCGGUAUCAUGCGUUGCGACUACAUCGCCGAGGGAGUCAUCAAAGCAACUAAGGAGCUAUCUCUUAAAAUCCCCUUGGUUGUUCGCUUGAAGGGUACGAAGGAGACUGAGGCUAAGGAAAUGAUCCGCCAGUCUGGCUUAAAGAUCCUUCCUUUUGACAGCCUGGACGAGGCCGCAGAACGUGCAGCUCAGCUGGCCGCCGCAUAGAAACUGUAGAUCUCAUGGUUUAUAGACCUUGUUAUCUUGCGGUCGCAAUAGACUAAUAUUCGCAAACGUACGCUUGUACAAGG